Entelurus aequoreus (snake pipefish) is the source of this 1784-nucleotide messenger RNA. RefSeq names its product dynein heavy chain-like. NCBI's taxonomy places the organism in Eukaryota, Metazoa, Chordata, Actinopteri, Syngnathiformes, Syngnathidae. The record is from RefSeq and is a predicted model, not a curated record. Bases 1 to 939 code for a protein of 312 amino acids. The transcript is spliced from 2 exons.
AUGUACACUAUGUACACAAUGUCUCUGUCUCACAACAUGUACACUAUGUACACAAUGUACACUAUGUCUCUGUCUCAGAACAUGUACACUAUGUACACUAUGUACACUAUGUCUCUGUCUCACAACAUGUACACUAUGUACACUAUGUCUGUCUCAGAACAUGUACACAAUGUACACUAUGUCUCUGUCUCAGAACAUGUACACUAUGUACACAAUGUCUCUGUCUCACAACAUGUACACUAUGUACACUAUGUCUCUGUCUCACAACAUGUACACUAUGUACACAAUGUCUCUGUCUCAGAACAUGUACACUAUGUACACAAUGUCUCUGUCUCACAACAUGUACACUAUGUACACUAUGUACACAAGGUCUCUGUCUCACAACAUGUACACUAUGUACACAAUGUACACUAUGUACACUGUCUGUCUCAGAACAUGUACACUAUGUCUCUGUCUCAGAACAUGUACACAAUGUACACUAUGUACACUAUGGCUCUGUCUCAGAACAUGUACACAAUGUACACUGUCUCUUUCUCAGAACAUGUACACUAUGUACACUAUGUACACUAUGUCUGUCUCAGAACAUGUACACAAUGUACACUAUGUCUGUCUCAGAACAUGUACACAAUGUCUCUGUCUCAGAACAUGUACACAAUGUCUCUGUCUCAGAACAUGUACACAAUGUCUCUGUCUCAGAACAUGUACACAAUGUCUCUGUCUCAGAACAUGUACACAAUGUCUCUUUCUCAGAACAUGUACACUAUGUACACUAUGUCUGUCUCAGAACAUGUACACUAUGUACACUAUGUCUGUCUCAGAACAUGUACACAAUGUCUCUGUCUCAGAACAUGUACACAAUGUACACUAUGUCUGUCUCAGAACAUGUACACAAUGUACACAAUGUCUCUGUCUCAGAGCAAGUACACAAUGGAAAUGUAGGAAUUGCAUCCCACUGAGGGUGGUAAGUUUACACGUGUGUUUUGACCGCCCUCUUUGAAAAGCUGCCAUGUUUAGCUUCAGUCAACGUCGUGCACUUGCAUUGUGCAUGCAUGCCUUCCCUUCUACUGGAAAUGCAUGCCUUCCCUUCUACUGGAAAUGCAUGCCUUCCCUUCUACUGGAAAUGCAUGCCUUCCCUUCUACUGGAAAUGCAUGCCUUCCCUUCUACUGGAAAUGCAUGCCUUCCCUUCUAGUGGAAAUGCAUGCCUUCCCUUCUACUGGAAAUGCAUGCCUUCCCUUCUACUGGAAAUGCAUGCCUUCCCUUCUACUGGAAAUGCAUGCCUUCCCUUCUAGUGGAAAUGCAUGCCUUCCCUUCUACUGGAAAUGCAUGCCUUCCCUUCUACUGGAAAUGCAUGCCUUCCCUUCUACUGGAAAUGCAUGCCUUCCCUUCUACUGGAAAUGCAUGGCUUCCCUUCUAGUGGAAAUGCAUGCCUUCCCUUCUACUGGAAAUGCAUGCCUUCCCUUCUACUGGAAAUGCAUGCCUUCCCUUCUAGUGGAAAUGCAUGCCUUCCCUUCUACUGGAAAUGCAUGCCUUCCCUUCUACUGGAAAUGCAUGCCUUCCCUUCUAGUGGAAAUGCAUGCCUUCCCUUCUACUGGAAAUGCAUGCCUUCCCUUCUAGUGGAAAUGCAUGCCUUCCCUUCUAGUGGAAAUGCAUGCCUUCCCUUCUACUGGAAAUGCAUGCCUUCCCUUCUAGUGGAAAUGCUCUAACAGGAGUGACUUCUGCUGCCAAAACACUUGUGGUGAAGGCUUGCAACACAAAUGUCCUCAUAAAUAAAUAACAUGUAAUA